CAGGUCAGGGUGUCUAUUUGGAACACAGUGUUCUCAUCAGCGGCGGUGAAGCCACAGUACAGCCGGAACAUUGUGUUACUUUUGUGGCCGCUUUCCAAGACCUCCCCUUCAUUUCAUACGAAAACCCUCCCACUGCUCCUCUCUCUCCCUCCUCUCUCUGCGUAUUUUCCGCCUCUGUCCCUCCUCCAGAGUCACUUCGACUUGUGUGCUCCAUGUGGUCGCCUUACCGGUACCUUUGUAGUGAUGAAGCCGAGCGAAGGACGCCAAUCCCGGGCAAGAUAAGCAGUACCGCGACACCCGCACGGAGCAACAAUUCGAACCCGGGGACGUGAGCAGCGACUGGGAGCCACUCCUUUAGUUCCCCCCGGAGGAUCUUUUCGGGGUUUUCUUUUCCACGAAAGCACAAACAUCGUCACUGUGAUGCCCACAGGCAGACAUGACCACUGAUCAGGAUCUUUCUAUGGACGGGCCCUCAGCCCCGGCUGUGUUUGCUGCAAAGGGCGCUGAUGUCACGCCUAAAAAGGACCACGGAAUUAUCAAGGUUGUGAAACGUCAGGGAGAAGAUGGAGCGUGCCCGAUGAUAGGGGACAGAGUGACCAUCCAUUACACUGGAAGGCUUCUCACUGGGAAGAAGUUUGACUGUAGCAGAGAUCGGAAGGAGUCUUUUUCCUUUAAUGUUGGCAAGGGACAGGUCCUCAAAGCCUGGGAUAUUGGUGUGUUAUCCAUGCAGAGAGGAGAAGUGUGCACUUUAUUGUGUAAGCCAGAGUACGCUUACGGCUCCUCUGGAAAACCGGACAAAAUUCCUCCCAACUCAUCAGUGCUGUUUGAGAUCGAGCUGCUCAAGUUUGAAGGAGAGAAGCUGACAGAUGAUAGCGGCAUUGUACGAAGGAUCAAAGUCAAAGGGGAUGGCUACUUGAAUCCCAAUGAUGGUGCAAUCGUUUAUGUACAUCUGGAGGGGAGCUGUGACGGCCGAUUGUUCGAUCGCCGGGACGUCAGCUUCGUCGUCAGCGAGUCGGAGGAUAAAGGCGUUCCUCUUGGUGUGGACCGCGCCAUGGACAAAAUGCAGAAAGGAGAGUGCUGUAUACUUUACUUGUCACCAAAGUAUGGCUUUGGUUGCAGAGGAAAACCAGAAUUUAAAGUCGGACCAGACAAAGACAUCGUAUACGAGGUUACACUCAAAGACUUUAAAAGGGCUAAAGAACCCUGGGAAAUGGACUUGCACGAAAAGCUGAGUCUGGCCUCUGAAACCAAGCAUAAAGGGAAUCAGUAUUACAAGGGGGGACACUACUACCAGGCGGUGGUCCAGUACCAGCGCAUGGUUUCCUGGUUGGAGAUGGAGUGUGGCCGCGGCUUGGAGCAGCAGAAGUGCAUUAAUGACUUCCUGUUGACAGCCCACCUCAAUUUAGCGUUGUGUUUCCUGCGCAUUAAAGACUUCUCUCUUGUGGUGGAAAACUGCAACAAGGCGAUCGAGAUGGACGCUUGCAACGAGAAGGCUCUGUAUCGUCGUGGCGAGGCCCGUCUGCUCCGGAACGAGUUCAGCCUGGCCUUGGCGGACUUUCAACAAGUGCUGCAGGUCAACGCCGCCAAUCGAGCUGCUCGCUCCCAGAUGUCCAUCUGCCAGAGCAAGAUGAAGGAAUAUCACGAGCUGGACAAGAGGACCUACGCUAACAUGUUCCAGAAGUUUGCAGAGCGGGAUGCCAAGAUCGGGAGGACGAAAAGGCGGCGAGACGACGGUGUGAGGAGCAGCAUCAACGGUGAACUUGGCAUUAAACGUCGACGGAGUCAGGACCGCCUGGCAUACCAGUGACAUUUGUGUAGAAACCCAAGAAAAGACUCCGUCAGACUUGAAGCAGAGGCACACGCAAAUACUUCAAAAUACUCCAAUAUAGUGUGUACAAUGUACACGUCUCCAAUCACAAGGACUGCAUCAGAACACACCGCUGAGUGGCUCGAGGACCCCCCCCCCCCCUCCCCCCAACUGCCUCAACAGUGAAUGGUCACAUCCAAAUACAUUACUGUCUAUUGGGACUUCAACCUCAUGUACAAUUAUUUCCUUGUAUGAUAAGAUGUCUAAUUUAUGUGUGCAAGAUGAUUUUUUUUUUUUUAAAUCAAUAGCCCCUCCGACCCCGACCUCAAAGGAUGUGCCUCAUGGAAUGUUCCAAAUUGAGAAACUAGGAAUGGGGAGUAAGCACAAAAAUAAAUAACACAUCAACAGUUAUUUUGUAGGUUGAAAUCAAUAUGAGAUUUUAAGGUGUUGACUUUAGGGAACUGUCCAUGGGAAGCGGAGGAAUGUUGGAACUAACAACAGAAAUGAACAAGAAUGCAUGUUAGGGUCUAGUGUGGAGCCUCCAUGCCGGAAUUUAAAUACAUCUACUUUCAAAACAGUGCAUUCAAGUUCAAAUAUGGUGUCUUUGAACCCCUCAUGGCUCAUAACUUGUUUUUGUACUGUUCCCUGUUUCAAACGAAUGAGCACAAUUCCCAUGCAUUCCUGUUAAUUCCUGUAAAAAUCCUUCCGAUUUUGGUAAUUCCCAAAAUUUUUCAACACUAAACAAGCAUUUGUUUAUUUUUAUUUCUUACAAAAUCUAAGGAUAAAUUUUAUCUUGGCCAAAAAACGAGGCAAAGGAAGAAUACUUCCACAGGAAUACAUACUGUACACACAAUAUACAGUAUAUACUUCAUACAGUUCAACCAAAAAUGAGUCCUAAUGUGGACACAUUUUGAGUUUGUGAUGUUUUAAUUUGUUGAAUGUGUAUCUUUUUUGCUGGACAUGACAAAAUAGGCUCUAAGAUGCCGUUUUCUUAAAGGAAAAGUGCACCUUUGGGGGAGAGAGACAUGAACACACAUCUUUCUAUUUUCUGUAAAAAAUAAGAAGUAGCUAAUGCACGUAAUGGGACACACCUAUUCAGUGUGUCCCAUUAUGUGUAUUAAUUAAGGAUUGUGUAUGAUGGGCAUGAUGAUUUGGAGUGCAUGAGAAAGCAUGAAGGAAAGCCUAGCUCUGUUUGACCACAUGUACAACAAAGCAGCAACAGAACCAAUGUUGUAAUAGCGGGAAAGAGCAAACAGCUUAGUCAGCAUUUGAAUGCAACACUUGCUGGCUGGCUAACUAGCAUGACUGACAUUUUAAAUGGCAUAAAGACUGAAAUGUGUUUUCAUGACAAAUAUUCAGCAUGGCUACUUGUCAUUUCCAGCUAAACGACACCCAUCCAGCAUAUAAAAAGGAACUUGAACUCAGCAUCGGCCCACAGUAUGGCUCACUCUGGGCGUAACUGUACUUUUUGUGCGGCAUUGAUGUUCUCCAGAGAUGUUCUUGGUAAAAGAUGAUAACUUUGAGGCGAAGUUGAAGUGGUGGCAGCUUUAACAACCAAACACAGUUUUUAGACUUUCAGUCAGUUUGUCAUUGUUAUGUAUUUUAAUAAAACAGGGUACAGAAAGGCGCUUGUUGGCUGCUAUGGUAUGGCUUUAAAAAAACAAACACUGCAAUUGGGAUCAUUUAAAAAAAAAAGUCCAAUGGCGCCUUUUUUUUUCAAACCAUGAAUGUUAAUGGAUGAUGCACUCGAUCUGGAUGAUCUUUUGACUAAAAUGUUUGGAAAAACACCACAUAAUAAUCUUGAGAUGUUUUAUAAACAUUGAUAUAUUCAUAAUUUAAGAAAACAAAACAAUGUCAACUGUCUUAAAUACGUUGUGUAUCGGUGUGUGAGUGAUAAUACAGUAUUCAUUUUCAUUUUUAAAUGUGUUGCUAUGCUGUAGUUGUUGAGCAUGAAUUAGUUUUUCUAACAUAAAUGAUUAUUUGGAGUCAAAUUUAGAUUUACCCCGGUCAAGCUUAACAUAUAGCAACAAUAAAAAAAAAAGCUUCUCACAAUUUGCUCUGUAUGGAAACUACGGGUUAUGUCCUAUAACAAUGUUUACACACUACAAACAACACAAAUCAUUAUGUCAUCGUCAACAUGGAGGUCAUGACUUACCUGUAAAUCCUCUUUUUCUCCGUCAAACUACGAUUUGCCCUUUUUAUGGGCGCACUGCCGUUAUUAUUGUCUCAUAUUCUCCUCAUGCUGUAUUUUAACUUUCUACGGUCGCGCCGAAGUUGCACAGACAGCUUCCGGCCGGCUCAGCAACACUUCCGCAACAUUAACGGAACACUUCCUGUAUAGAUGGUAAAGUCCGGCCUUCCAAAUAAAAGCAUGCCAGUAAAAUAACGACCAGAAUUUCCCGUUUCCGGUAAAUGUCCCUGAUUUUCAAAUGCAAAUGUUGACAAGAAUGAUUAAUGCAAAAAAAAAAAAGAAAAUAAAAAACAGUCACAAAGCAUGUACCAGUCAUGUGUGUUAUAUACUGUAUAGUGUUUUAUAUGUAUUAUUUUGCACUUCAAAAAGAAUAAAUAAACCUGUUGUUUGCUUUUAAUGAAA
This is a messenger RNA of Doryrhamphus excisus (bluestripe pipefish), 4400 nucleotides long. RefSeq names its product FKBP prolyl isomerase 5 (gene fkbp5). Gene Ontology annotation, molecular function: protein binding; peptidyl-prolyl cis-trans isomerase activity. Lineage: Eukaryota; Metazoa; Chordata; Actinopteri; Syngnathiformes; Syngnathidae. The record is from RefSeq and is a predicted model, not a curated record.